UUCUCUCUCUACAUCUUCCUUGCUUUCGGUGCUUUCAAAAAACCAAAUCAAAAAGCCUCUUUCUGCCUCUGAUUAACACCGCCUUCACCCUUUCAUUCCCUGCAAAAGAAGGGAAAUUUUUUUUAUCUUUUUACCUGAUCCAGUAGAAGCCUUUCAUUAUCCUAAUCUGGGGUCUCCCUUCUCUUAGUGUUAUGGUUGCUUCUUGUUCAAGAUCUUAUCUUACUCUGCUUACGAAUCAAGCUGAAAUUUUCGCCGGAAAGUGAUAGAAAAUUCUUCACCCUGGGAAAGGAAUUUUUUUUUUUUUUGUAUGUUUAAAAGUUGUAUUUGGGUGCCUGUAAUGGUUCUCUAGCAUCAAAUCUUUUGUGGGUUGAAUAAAGUUUUGAACUUUGGAUAGAACAGAGGUGAAAACAGAGAGGGGGAAGAGAACCCAUCAAUGGAUUCAACUACCCAUCAAAAUUUUGAGCUCCAGAAUCAGCAACCCAGUUCUGGGUUAUUGCGGUUUCGCUCUGCUCCUAGCUCGUUCCUCUCUAAUUUCUCUGGGAGUCUCGAUUCUGGGGUUAAUAAGGUGAGCUUGGACUCGGAGAGACUGAUUUCGAGAUUCGCGAAUUCGAGCGGAGGUGGUGGCGAUAUCCAUGACAAAUCUCGGGUUACGGCGGCGGAGGCGGUUGCUGUUACUUAUGCCAAUUCGCAGCAGAGUUAUUCUGGCUUGCCGCCGCAUUAUCCGAGACACGGCUCUGUUACGAGCUUCUCAUCGGCUAUGGAUGGCCGUUAUGAGUUUCUGGCAGCGGGUCAACAGACUCAAGGAAAAUCCGUCAGUUCGAGUCUCAUGAGGCAGACCAGCUCGCCGCCGGGGCUUUUUGCCAACAUAUCCGUUCAAGAUGGCUAUGCCACCAUGAAAGGUGUGGGAAACUACGGUGGAGUGAGUGGUUCUAAUGGAGAUGUAAGUCUUUCUUCAAACAGAUUGAAGAGUCAGUUGAGCUUCUCAUCAAGAGUUCCUUCUUCCUUGGGAAUGUUGUCGCAGAUAUCUGAAAUUGAAAGUGAAAGCAUUGAGACAAGAGUUCCUGAUGAUGACAACAAACUCAGGACUAGUAGUGGUGAUGGACGGUUUUAUGGAACCGACUUCCUAUAUGGUUCUUGGAACGAUUCUUCAAACUUCACUGAGAAUUUCUGUGGCAUGAAAAGGGAACAAGAUGACCGGAAAUUGUUUUCCAGCAUUCAGAAUGGUGAUCUUGGAGGUCGCGUUCAACUAUUAUCACACCACUUGAGUCUACCGAAGUCUUCCACUGAGAUGGUUGCAAUGGAGAAGUAUUUGCAUUUCCAAGAUUCUGUUCCUUGCAAGAUCAGAGCAAAGCGUGGUUGUGCUACUCAUCCUCGAAGCAUAGCAGAAAGGAUAAGAAGAACCCGGAUCAGUGAACGAAUGAGGAAACUGCAGGAGCUAGUUCCAAACAUGGACAAGCAAACAAACACAGCAGACAUGUUAGAUUUGGCAGUUGAUUACAUUAAAGACCUUCAAAAACAGUUCAAGACCCUAAGCGACAUUCGGGCAAACUGCAAGUGCAUAAACAUUCAGAAGCCAGUCUCAAAUCAAAUUGUUUGAUUUAGGAUAAGUGAUGGAGGAUUUGGAUAAAAUUUUGAUAUUGUCUCUUUUUUGUUGCACCAAACAAGUAAAAAGGAGAUUUUAAGAUAUUUUUUUUUUCUUUCCAGUGGGCAUGAUGUAAAAAGGGGUUGUUGGUUAGAUUGCCACCACAGUAUUCUGAUCCUGAAAGCUACUAAAAUGGAAUAAAGAGAGGAUCAAAAAAUUGUAUAGGACACCUCCUUUUAACAUAUAGUCUUUCGCAUUUUGCUUAGUGCUGUUCUGUUGAAAGCUGAAUGUUCUUGAUUACCAGGGAAAUUCUUCAUUCAUGGCAUCUUGAUGGAUUUUUUUGUCUAAAUUGUCACGGUUAUACUUCUACUCUUGUAAUGAGCCAAUAAAAGUUUAAUAAACCA
Rubroshorea leprosula is the source of this 1986-nucleotide messenger RNA. The record is from the annotation of a GenBank genome assembly. Lineage: Eukaryota; Viridiplantae; Streptophyta; Magnoliopsida; Malvales; Dipterocarpaceae.